AUGAAUAGAAAUAAAUAUUUUAAGGAACAUUUUUUAUAUGUGGAGGAAUUAGAAACAAAAAAUGAUGAAGACAAAUUGUUAUAUAUAGAUUAUAUAAGAAAAUGUUUUAAUUAUUUGUUGAGCCAAAAUGAUGAUUAUAUAAUUACAACAAUAAAAAAAAACAACUCUUUAUGUUAUUUUUUUUUUUCACAUUUACAAAAAGGGGCUCGAGCUUAUGAUGAUUUAUAUAUUAGUGAUGGUUGUAUGGAAAAUGAAUAUUAUAUAAUUGAUAAAUAUAUAUUAGAGUUUUAUUUAAAAAUAUUAGAAAUAUAUAUAAAUAGUGAUAAAAAUGAAACAAAUAUAAUAAAACAUACAUUUAUGAAAAUUAACAUAUUUAUGGAUAUAUUAAUGAUGUAUCACAAUUUAGAAAAAGAGAAGAUAAAAGAAUUACUCGAUAAUUUAUAUAAAAUGACAAAAUUAUAUUAUUUUAAUAUAAAUAAAUAUAUAUCAUUACUUUAUGAACAUAUAAAAUAUAUAAAAGAUAAAUUAGACAAUUUUACAACUAGAAAAAGUAAUGUAAAUAAUCUGAUAUUUGAAAUAAAUGAAUUUAUUACAUGUACAUAUUGUUUUACACAAUUUUUUAAAAAGUUUCACCUUUUUGAUAUGGAAAAAAAUAAGUUAUCAAAGAAUCUCAUUCUUUCUACUUUACUAUGUUACGAUAAUAAUGAUAAUAAAAAGGACCAUUUAAAUACCCUGUCUAUUGAUAUAUUAAAAGAGGGGAAAGAAUCGUUCCUAUAUUUGUUUAUACAAACAUAUUUUGAAAUGGUAAAAAAAAUAUACUGUGGCACUGUGGAAUCACGAAUAAAAAAAGACGUGCUUAUUUUAAGAUACAAGUUUAUAAAAACAUUGAAGAAAUUUGUUAAAUACAGUUUUAUAUAUGAAGAGGAGAAAAAAAAACAUCUUUAUUUUUCAUUUAUAAUUGAUUUAUUAAAAGAAAAAAGUGGUGAGUUAAGUUUUUAUUUUUUAAAAAAUGAUAUAAAAAUGAUUAAAUGGGAUUUCUUAGAACAUUUUGUAUUACAAAAUAAGUUAGAUAUUGAAUUUUACAUGUAUGUUAAUAAUAUUUUAAAAAUAAAAAGCAAUAAAGAGAUAAAAGAGUUUAUGAAAAAGAAAUACGAAAACGAAAUUAAUCAAAUUAAGGAAAUAACAAACUUAAAUAAUUCUAAUGCUAUUUUAAAAAUAUUAAAAAAAAAUAAUUUUAUAAUAGAUAGCACAUUAGACAAUAUAUUUUCCAUAAUGCCUACACAAAAUUUAGAUGGUAUGUCAGAUGAUAGUAGUGAAAAUGACGAGUCCGAAAGUUCAUUUGAAAUGAACAAUUAUGAAAAUAAUAUAGAUCAAAGUGAUAUAUCUAGCGAUGAAAAAAUAAGCAAUAUUAUAUUUCAUAAAAAAAAUGAUGAACAUAAUAAUAUAGCUAGUAAUACAAAGCAUGAGUAUGUUGAUUCUGAGCAUGAUAAUUAUCAAAGUGUAAAAAAUAAAAGUAAAAAUGUUUUAGAAAUAUUAAAAGAACAAGAAUUAAUGAAAAAACUUAAUAAAAAAAAAAGAGAAAAAUCAAAAUAUGUAAAUGAUAUAAUCGAUGAAGAAUCAAAGAAUAAAAUCUUAAGCCAAUUAAAUAUGUCAGAUAGUUUAGACAAUGAUUUAUCAAGUAGGUUCUUUGAUAAUUUUCAAAACAAAUUAAUUCCUCCAACAUCUUAUAGACGAAAUUAUACUCCGUCUGAAGAAAAGAGUGGUAUAGGAAAAUUUUAUCAUGGUCAGAAUAAAAAUCAAAAUGUUCAAUCAACUCAAAUUCCGCAGAACAAACCAAAUGAUUAUAAAAAUAAAAAGUUUAUACCAUCUAAUCAUUCUAAAUUUAAAGAUCCGAGAUACGGAAAUCCGACACAAAAAAAUGCACCACCAAACGACCGAACAAAUCCAAAUGAUGACAAAACGAAGCGAUAUUAUAUGAAAAAGAAUAUUAACAAAGGCCGGCUUCGCAGAAAUCAAUAUGACAAAAAAAUGGGCAAGGAGGCGUUUUAA
Molecule: messenger RNA, 2049 nt
Organism: Plasmodium vinckei vinckei
Lineage: Eukaryota; Apicomplexa; Aconoidasida; Haemosporida; Plasmodiidae
Product: conserved Plasmodium protein, unknown function
Exons: 4
Coding region: 1-2049 (682 amino acids)
Source: RefSeq, a predicted model, not a curated record